AUGCUCUGGAUCCGUUGGCUGGACAAUCACGAUGACGUGAAUUCGUUGUUGGAGCAAUUGUCGGACAGUACCAAAGACAUAGUGGUUAGCGAUAGCGAGGGGAGUAGUCCCGCCGGUGGCGAUAGUCCCGACGUGGACGUGGGCGGUCCCGAGUGUUCCGAGGUGGUGGUUCCCGAAACUCCGGACGGUAGCGAGAGUGACGGGGACGAGAGCGACGGGUCCGAGAGCUGCAGCGAUACUAGCGCUUGCAGUGAUUCCGGCAGUGACAGCGAUGCCAGUAGCGUUUUGAGUGACACUAGCAUGGACUAUAGCUGCGACGAAGUGUUCCUGCCCAACGAUGCUAGCAGUUCUAGCGACAGUGAUGGCGAGGACGGCACUUCUACCUGCGAGGUGGGCGAUCCGACCAUGUACUCGGACAUAAGCGAUGCUGAGGAGGACGAGGGUGGUGAAAAUUGUGAGGAAUCGGUGAGGAAGUCGCCGGCCGCCGGUGUCUGCGAAUACUCCGACAUCAGCAGUGACGAGGACGAGAGCGAGUACGUGAUGCCGGGUAGCAGUCCCGCGCGCCCCCGAUUCGAUUAUCCCGACACGGACGGUCACAUUGGGAAUUGGUUGCCGAUGGUGUACGGCGCUCCCUGGAUUCACGACGACCCGACCGACUGUGCCGAGACUGACGUGAAUUGUUCUCCGUUCGAUUAG
Ostrea edulis (European flat oyster) is the source of this 696-nucleotide messenger RNA. Its product is annotated as serine-aspartate repeat-containing protein C-like. The transcript has 2 exons. Bases 1 to 696 code for a protein of 231 amino acids. Lineage: Eukaryota; Metazoa; Mollusca; Bivalvia; Ostreida; Ostreidae. The record is from RefSeq and is a predicted model, not a curated record.